AUCGGAAUCUCCAGCCAAAAAGAUUCAAAGGAGAGAGAAAUCGAGAAGCGCCUUUCCUCCCAUCGCUAUCUCCAUCUCCAUCGUCGCUCUUCCUCAAUUCCAGAACCAGAAAUCGAAGAACGAAACCCUAGAAAAUCUCUCCCCCUCCCCCACCAAAAUCCCUUCCCAUGUCGACGUUGCCCUCCUCCUCUUCCGCCUCCGCCUCUUCGCAGUUCACCUACCAGACCGGAUCUUCCUACUUCCCCCUCCCCUUCCACCUCCAGCAGCCCUCCGCCCCGUACGCCGCCGCCGCCGCCCCUCCCCCUCCCCCGCCUCCCGCCGCCGCCGCCGCCGCCGCCGCAGCAGUGGCCGCCGCCGCGACGGCCUACGCCGGGCCUGUCUACCCCGCUCCCCCGCCCGCGCCGAUCGCCGGCGUCUAUGCCCUCCCGCAGUUUCAGCAGGCGCAGCAAUUGUUUCAAAAGGAUGCGCAGAUUAUUACACCCGAAGCAAUCGAGAGUGUAAAAGCUGCUCUUGCCAGCAGUGACAUCGAACACAAAGCGGAAGCUAAGAAGAAAGCAGUACCUCGUAAAGCCGCUGGGCAGUCGUGGGAGGAUCCAACACUUGCGGAAUGGCCUGAAAAUGAUUAUCGAUUGUUUUGUGGUGAUCUUGGUAAUGAGGUGAAUGAUGAUGUACUUUCAAAAGCCUUUUCGCGAUUUCCUUCCUUUAACAUGGCCAGGGUUGUCAGAGACAAGCGGACAGGCAAAACCAAGGGCUAUGGAUUUGUUAGCUUUGCCAGCGUAACUGACCUCGCUGCUGCACUCAAGGAGAUGAAUGGUAAGUACGUGGGGAAUCGUCCGAUUAAGCUCCGAAAGAGCAACUGGAGGGAGAGAACUGAUUUUGAUGCUCUAGGACGACAUAAGAAUCAAAGUCAGAAGAAGCCAAAGCUUUCAAAGAAGGGGAUAUUUCACAAAUAGCUUUAGAACAUGACUUUUACUCAUUUUUAUGACCGUGAUCUUAAGAUUUUCGGGGUUUUUUCUCGCUGUGUAUUAAAUCUAGUGAUCCAUGGGCACAUUGAAGUCAAUCAAAUUAUGUAAUCACCCAAUUUCUAUCAUCUCAUCAGUUUCAGCGGUCUCAGGCCGUCUGCCUAAACGCCAUUGCAUACUGUCAAUGUUCAUGCCUAAAUGCCAUUUCAUACUGUCAAUGCCCGUUAUUUUAUCAUGGAAUGCCGGACGUAUGAUAA
This is a messenger RNA of Eucalyptus grandis, 1219 nucleotides long. Its product is annotated as RNA-binding protein 42. The transcript is spliced from 6 exons. The record is from RefSeq and is a predicted model, not a curated record. Gene Ontology annotation, molecular function: mRNA binding. Lineage: Eukaryota; Viridiplantae; Streptophyta; Magnoliopsida; Myrtales; Myrtaceae. The coding region runs from base 168 to 953 and encodes 261 amino acids.